AUGACGGAUCACACCAACGUAGGCUCUGAAGUGGAUCCCGAAGGUGAACCAACAGAGUCGAAAGUGGAUUACGUCGAAAAAUUACUCAAGGGUGGAGACUCGGAAAUUGAUUUCUUCAAACUGAUCGAAAAAUUACUCAAGGACGGAGACUCGGAAAUGAUCUGCGUUGUUGAAGACUACAUUCUGAGUCCGGAUCGCCCCCCCCGGAUAAGUGAGGUUCUUGCCCUAGCAGAUAUCAUCGCCAUACCCGGAAAUGGGUUCGGUAUCGCAGUCUUUGCCUGUGUGAUCGAUUGGUUGCUACGGAUAUUCCUCGACUUUAUCGCAAACUAUGACGUUGGCGACAGAGUUUUGGCGCGCGUGAUCGAGUUGGAAAGAAGAGUUUACGAGGAUCCUCUGAUCUUAACGGAACCGUCCACGCCGGAGCUUGCGAGAGAGGGGGUUUCCACUUUCCGAGCUUGAGGCUAUGAAAAUUUAGACAAUACAUCAAAUAGGCCUCCCCAGAUCCCAAUAUUGAAUACUCUCAAUGGUACAAUGGAUAUAAUUGCAGAUAAUGUCAACAACGCGUAUCAUUGGAAUCACGUACAGGUGGCGACGUGGUGUCUAUUUUAUUCACUCAAAAAUGUAUUUACUUCAGGUAUUCAGAUGUGCAGAUAUACAUACGAACUAAACAAUGUCG
Messenger RNA from Sphaeroforma arctica JP610, 676 nucleotides. RefSeq lists its product as hypothetical. NCBI's taxonomy places the organism in Eukaryota, Ichthyosporea, Ichthyophonida. The transcript has a single exon. Bases 1 to 459 code for a protein of 152 amino acids. The record is from RefSeq and is a predicted model, not a curated record.